ACCACACCCACAGGCGCAUUUCUCAACUCUGGGCUCCGCUACCUGUCGACUGGAAACGAAUCUGUGCGUUAUAGGACCAAAACGACAUUAACGCGGCAAGAAACCCCGCAGAAACACAUAUUAUCAGGUGGCUUUCAACAUAUAAUGGACUAAUACUUUUAUCGGUUUGAAGAUAAACUCCAACCAGCAACAGAGGAUUUCCAGAGAAAGGGUUUUUGACUGCCAGCCGAGGACAUGGACUGGAAGACCUUCCAAGCCCUCCUCAGUGGGGUGAACAAAUACUCUACGGCGUUCGGGCGGGUAUGGCUGUCUGUGGUGUUCGUGUUCAGGGUCAUGGUGUACGUGGUGGCGGCGGAGCGAGUGUGGGGCGACGAGCAGAAGGACUUUGACUGCAACACCAAGCAGCCCGGCUGUGCCAACGUCUGCUACGACCACUUCUUCCCCAUCUCCCACAUCCGCCUGUGGGCCCUGCAGCUCAUCUUCAUCUCCUGCCCAUCUUUUAUGGUGGUGAUGCACGUGGCGUACCGUGAUGACCGUGAGCGCAAAUACAAGAUGAAGCACCCAGACAGCGACAAGCUGUAUACCAACACGGGCAAGAAGCACGGCGGCCUGUGGUGGACCUAUCUGGUCAGCCUCUUCGUCAAGACGGGCAUCGAGGUUGCGUUCCUCUACAUCCUCCACCACAUCUACGACAGCUUCUACCUGCCGAGACUAGUUAAGUGCAGCGGGGCGCCUUGCCCUAACUUGGUGGAUUGCUACAUCGGCCAUCCCACUGAGAAGAAGGUCUUCACCUACUUCAUGGUUGGAGCUUCUGGCCUCUGCAUCGUCCUGAACAUCUGCGAGAUCAUCUAUCUCAUCUCCAAACGCAUUGCGCGAAUCGGCAACAAGUUUAAGAGGCGCCAUCGCAGCACGGCCGUGCGACAAGAAGACUACAACAGCAAGGAGCCCUUUAACAACAUCCAUUUGGCCGUGCCGAGUCGGGACCGGAAGGACAGGCCUCCGUCCUUUAAGAGUGCAUUCAAGUCCUCACACGGGGUAUCCAGCCUCAUAAUGGAAGAGAAGAUACGGGCCUCCGCUCCUAAUCUGUCCUCCUCAUGAGAUGACAGGAGGCUGAAAUUAAGAGAUCAGCAGAACCCAGUGUCAAACUAAAAGACAAACAAACUCAGAACUAUGAGACAAACGUCAGUGUGUGUCUGACCCUGGAAGUCAUGAGUCAUCAGUGCAGGAUCCAUCCCUUGGGCCCCUGUGUCCACAUCUAAGACUCUUUUUGAGCUCAUGAACUUUGGUUUCCAAGUCAACAUCCACAAUGUACAAGUCAGCUCGAGCCAAAUUGAUUUGUUAAUAAUAUGUUGGUUUUCUUCUUUUUGAACACAAUACAGGUCACUGUGCCUUUUCAACUUCACCCCCUCACCCAUAUUCAAACAUUCCUGUGAGGUUUCUGUCUUUCAUGUGAUUCGAGUUUUGACGCAGGAGGGGAAGGCAAUGAAACGCUCACACAAGGAGGCAGGACACACCUGGCAAAGGUAUUCCCCCUGCCUGCCUGCCAGUGUAUACAGUGGUGUGUCAGGGCACUAAUUGUUAGACGCACAUUUCUUGAUCUCUUUUAUUUAACUGAACAUUAGCUUUACCUUUAUCAUGUGUUGUCCUGUUGACAUUAAAGAUGGUUAAAAAACCACAUUGGGAGUGGGGAUACUCCAAAGUCAUAGAGUUAUGGCUGAGUUUUACUUGAAGGUGUGUGAGCUGGCCAAAACAAAAAUGUUUUUACUGCACUUUUGCUUCAGAUAAGCAACAGUGUGCAUGUAAUAUUAGUGUAUUUCUUUAUCUUAAGCCUCAGCAGACUCAGGUUUAUGCUGCACGGUCAUACGCUGUUCUGCCUGUGUUUUGAUGUGCUUGUACACAAACACCCCUCAUCCAAGACCACUGUUGAUUUAAAUAAGGCCAAAGGAAUGCUGCUGUUUAUCCCUGUGCUGUUAGAGCUGCAGCACUGAGGAAAAGGUCGUACAAACGGACGUCUCAUUGAACUAUUAACGCAUUUUUGUGAGUUCCUAAUCGUCCCCUAUGGACCUUAGCUGGACAUGGAUAUUAUGCACUUGUUAAAAAUGUAAUUUUUACAAAGCUAAAUAUAUUAAAUGUAUUGAAUGUGUGUUUUGUAUUUGGUGUUUUCAAUGAGGGAUGCUUCUUGAUACGCAGGUAAUAUUUAUUUUUGGAACAGGUUUCUAUUAACACAUAGGACAUCCUCCCACAAACUGUUUGAUCAUCCUUAUAAUUUAAAGAGCUGUUAUUUUCCAUUGUUGUUGACUCAUGAUUAGUUUCUUACACAAUCCAUUAAAAGGCAUGCAAUAUCAUUUGUCCACAUGA
Molecule: messenger RNA, 2358 nt
Organism: Notothenia coriiceps (black rockcod)
Lineage: Eukaryota; Metazoa; Chordata; Actinopteri; Perciformes; Nototheniidae
Gene: gjb3
Product: gap junction protein beta 3
Exons: 2
Coding region: 235-1098 (287 amino acids)
Biological process (GO): cell-cell signaling
Cellular component (GO): connexin complex
Molecular function (GO): gap junction channel activity
Source: RefSeq, a predicted model, not a curated record